AUGCUGCUGCCGCUGCUGCUGCUGCUGCUGCAGGGUGUUGUUGUGCUGUGCGACGUUGCGCAUGCAUCCUUUUUGUUGGAUCAGCAAGGCAAGGCUCACGACUACCUACACUCCAGCAGCGGCCCCUUCAGCGGCCGACCAGAGGAUGGAUGUUGGGAGGAAGAAUCAGAGGAUGACGAUGUGCUGCAGCAGAAGCAGAAGCAGCAGCAGCAGCAGCAAGUGCAGCAGCAGCAGCAAGUGCAGCAGCAAGUGCAGCAGCAGCAGCAAGUGCAGCAGCAGCAGCAGCAGCAGCAGCAGCAAGUGCAGCAGCAGCAGCAGCCAGUGCUGCGGCAUAACCGCAGAUGUAAGACAGUACCGGGGCAGCAGCAGACAGCAGACAUGCAGCAGCAAGCAACGAGACGGAGUCGAUCCCGCAGGUAUAGGACGCAGCAGCACCAGCAGCAGCAGCCGCAGCAGCUGCUGCAGCAGCAGCUGCUGCAGCAGCAGCUGCUGCAGCGGGGUGUACAAGCACCUCCAUCUAUACCACCAUGGCAGCAGCAGCGGCUGCAGCAGAAGCCGCUGCAGCAUUCGUUGAUCCCCCCUCCUCCCCCCCCACCAGCACCGUAUCAGCAGCAGCAGCAGCAGCAACACUACUUGCUGCUGCAGCAGCAGUAUAUACAGCAGCAGCAGCAGUACGUCCAGCAGCAGCAGCAACAGCAGCCACAGUAUGUGCAGCAGCAGCAGCAGAUACCCAGGCCACCGCAGCAGCAGCCGUACGCGCAGCAGCAGCAGCAGCAGCAGCAGCCGAACGUGCAGCAGCAGCCACAGCAGCAACCACACAUCCAGCAGCAGACUCAGACACAGCCACACACACAGCAGCAGCAGCAGCAGCAGCAGCAGCAGCAGCAGCAACACACCGCACACCAGCAGCAGCAGCAGCCAUAA
Messenger RNA from Eimeria mitis, 924 nucleotides. RefSeq lists its product as uncharacterized. The transcript is spliced from 2 exons. The record is from RefSeq and is a predicted model, not a curated record. The coding region runs from base 1 to 924 and encodes 307 amino acids. NCBI's taxonomy places the organism in Eukaryota, Apicomplexa, Conoidasida, Eucoccidiorida, Eimeriidae.